Molecule: messenger RNA, 1499 nt
Organism: Salvia miltiorrhiza (redroot sage)
Lineage: Eukaryota; Viridiplantae; Streptophyta; Magnoliopsida; Lamiales; Lamiaceae
Product: protein TONNEAU 1a-like
Exons: 8
Coding region: 228-1019 (263 amino acids)
Molecular function (GO): protein binding
Source: RefSeq, a predicted model, not a curated record
UUAUUCUUAGGAAAGCGACUUGCAAAGUUUCUACAAUUGGUUGAGGCAAUGAUUCUCGACAACGCUCCCAAAAUUAUGCGCAAUUCCAACUAAAGCAAUUUCAAAAAAUCAAGAAUCAUUAAAUUUCGCAGCAUUCAAGAAUCAGAACAGGGCCCUGAUAAACUUCGGUGGGUUUUCGGAGCUGGGGAAGAAAUUCUUGAAAAAUUGGGGGAAAUUUGAAAAUUAGAAUGGACGAUUAUACGAGAGAAAUGAUGGAUUUAAAAACCCUGGUUACUCGUACAUUGGAGAAGAAAGGCGUUCUCGCCAAGAUCCGUGCUGAGCUUAGAGCUAGUGUGUUUGAAGCAAUCGAAGAAGAGGAUAAAGUAAUUGAGAAAGAAGACGGUUUGCCUCCUGCACUAUUGGGUAGCUGCAACGAUCGUGCCAAGCAGCUGCACAACUCGCCCUCGGGGAGGCUUCUAACUGCCUUAAUAUGUGAAUAUCUCGAUUGGUCCCAAUUAAACCACACAUUAAAAGUCUACUUGCCAGAGAGUAAUUUGCCAAAAGAGUCCUGGAAAUCCGAGUUAAAAGAUUUCAGCAGCAAGAACGCUUAUGACCUUAAUCGGAAUGGAGACAGUGGGCCUUUGCUUUUGGACGUUCUUGAGGGGUUCUUGAAGUUCGAGAAUCUGUCUCAAGGAAGAGGCGGCAACAGGAGAUCGUCCAUUGCAGAUUCUGAACCUCUAUCAAACUUGGAAGCACGCAAUGUUAGGAGACCUUCACCACCAACAGUUGCUGGGGGUAUACCUCAACUGGGAAGGCCUAAUGCUGUUUCACAAUCAUCUGAUCGAAGAACUGGAUCAUCUGGGUCAGGCUACAGAAGAGAUGAAUAUAAUUGGAGGUAUGAAAAUGAUGAACAUUCUGAAGAUGUCAUCCGUGCUUCUGCUGCAUUAGAAAAUCUGCAAUUGGAGAGAAAUGCUCGUCGUGGGACCACAUCUUGGAGGCGUGCUGGAGAUGAGAUAUCCGAAGAAGAUAGCACUGGAUAGACGUAAUUUAUGUGGAUAUGGUGGUCCUCAUUCAUUUUAGCCUUGCAACAGCACUGAUUUCAUGUAAGGUCAAAUCUGCCCCUUUGCAUUUUACAUUUGAAUCAUUAAGUUAAGGCUUCUUCUGUCAUCUCCUUGUUCUUGUUCACACCUUAUCUUGGUUAGUCUCUACUUAUAUCCAUUUUCUCAGUUUUAUCAUAUCCUAGUCCGAAAAUGGUUUCCCUAUAGGGUUGUAAAGAUUGACAACUUGGCAUUGUUUUCAAAGUCUACAUGUUUUAGGGUUAUAUUUUUCUUGUUUGCACCGAUGAAGUUACUACCUCUGUUUCUUUAAAAGUUGUUUGUGUAUGUGACCAUAGAAUUCGACCAACGUUGGUAUAAUGUAAUAAACAUCGGUAGAUACGUCGUGUUGUGGUUAGAUACUAUGUUCAAUGGUAGCUUUGUAAUCUCGACUUGGUAGUAGAUUUUUUUCACAUUUUCAGUUAA